This is a messenger RNA of Psammomys obesus (fat sand rat), 2141 nucleotides long. It is a transcript of the gene Scx, whose product is annotated as scleraxis bHLH transcription factor. Gene Ontology annotation, molecular function: DNA-binding transcription factor activity, RNA polymerase II-specific; protein dimerization activity; RNA polymerase II transcription regulatory region sequence-specific DNA binding. The record is from RefSeq and is a predicted model, not a curated record. The coding region runs from base 1050 to 1679 and encodes 209 amino acids. Gene Ontology annotation, biological process: regulation of transcription by RNA polymerase II; developmental process. The transcript has 2 exons. Lineage: Eukaryota; Metazoa; Chordata; Mammalia; Rodentia; Muridae.
CACACAUUCCUGGUUUCAGCCACUGCCAGCCACCACCCUCACUCCUCCCAGCCUGGGGACUGCUGCCCAGGCAGCCACUUCCUGCAACAGUAGCCACAGGGAGGAGGGGCCCAGACAUCACUAGCACAGCUGAGUGCCAGCAGCCCCCCGGCAAGACCCCUUGGGCCCUUGUCCCACUGCACCUGUCCAUACCAGCCCUUCCCAACAAGUUCAUUCCCAGAAAUGCCCUUGCUGUGCGCCCUCCACCUAUAUUGCCACUUCCAAAUUGGAGGGCCGGGGAGGUGCCGAUUUUAUUAUCCACGUGUGCACUGGCCUGGAGGAGCCCCAGGAAGCACACAGCAGGGAUGGGGGUGGAGUCCCCCAGGCAGGAUGGGUCAAAGAGAAAGGGUUCUUGCACAAGGCACAGGCAUACAGUCAGGCCAACCUCAUACACCCAUCUACCACUGCUGGAGUUGUCCAUAGCCGCCACCCCCCCUCUCUGCGCGUGCGCGCACACGCACACACGCGCACACACACACGCACACGCGCGCAUACGCACACACACAGCCUGGCACAAAAGACUCAAGUGCACAUGGAAGGAGAGUCAGACAGGGUGUGGCCAGGCACUCAAGGCCAGGGCAGCUGGGUGAACUUAGGCAUGCCAGGAGAAAGCCUCUUGGUUCCUGAUUUAUCCUCUUCUUCCCUGCAGAGUGAGUCGGGUGGGCACCACUGGCCUUGGAGCAUCAGUAGCACCUCGGAAAUUAGCCAACCAGGAAGAUGCUCAGGACCCUCUAGGCGCUGCUAUUGAAAGGGAAAAGGUGCACGGGCUCUGCAUAAACUCCUCCAGGCCAGGAAGGGAGGCGGAGGCCAGGCGCGGGGGAGGAGCCGACUGCUAUAAAAGCACUGCUCUGCUGGCGGCCCCACUCCAGUCCGAACACAUGUGCCCGCCUCGCCCAGCAGCCACCACCGCGGGGCGCAGCGGAGACCCCUGGCCCGGCGGCCUGUGGGGGCCUAAAGAGGCGGCAUGAGCAGCGCACCGUGGAGCUGACGCCGCGCCCCCUGCCCGGUCCAUGUCUUUCGCCAUGCUGCGCUCAGCACCGCCGGGCCGCUACCUGUACCCUGAGGUGAGCCCGCUGUCGGAGGAUGAGGACCGCGGAAGCGAGAGCUCAGGCUCCGACGAAAAACCCUGCCGUGUGCAUGCUGCGCGCUGCGGCCUCCAGAGCGCCCGGCGGCGGGCAGGAGGACGGAGGGCCGCGGGUAGUGGGCCAGGACCCGGGGGGCGGCCAGGCCGCGAGCCCCGGCAGCGGCACACCGCGAAUGCACGCGAGCGAGACCGCACCAACAGCGUGAACACGGCCUUCACCGCGCUGCGCACACUCAUCCCCACCGAGCCAGCAGAUCGCAAGCUCUCCAAGAUUGAGACGCUGCGCCUGGCCUCCAGCUACAUUUCUCACCUGGGCAACGUGCUACUGGUGGGUGAGGCCUGCGGCGACGGGCAACCAUGCCACUCGGGACCCGCUUUCUUCCACAGCGGUCGUGCGAGCAGCCCCCUGCCACCACCGCCGCCGCCACCACCGCCACCACCGCUGGCCCGAGACGGCGGAGAGAACACCCAGCCCAAACAGAUCUGCACCUUCUGCCUCAGCAACCAGAGAAAGUUGAGCAAAGACCGUGACAGAAAGACGGCGAUUCGAAGCUAGAAGAAGGAGGGUCCACAGCAGCCCAGAGGUGAUGCCACUAGUGAAGGUGGACGCCACUGAAGAGUCACGGAGAGCCUCAGCUUGCAUGGACCUGAUCUGAGCACAGGUCCCCGAGAGCACGCUCACCAGGCCAGACCUGCCCCAGCUAUGAGCAGGGCCUACGGACAGACAGGUGGACAGGCGGGCUAUGGCUUGACUCUUAGUAGCCCAACACUUCCAGGCCCACUGGAACUUUCCAUGCUGGCUCCCUACCUGGGCCAAGUGUUGGCAUCUUGUGUCUUUAAUGAUAAUAUAAAGUCUGGAAAUUUUGUAUAACUAAAAAUGAAACAGUAUCUUCCAAACUGAGGCAGACUAUCCUCUUGAAAGGAUCUGAACUUACUCUGACCCUAGCUCUCUCACUCUGUCUUCCCAGAGUGAGGACAGGUUUACAUCACCCAUCAAAAGCCUUGUGCUAGGGGUCUG